AUGAGUACUGAAGUUGAUGUUGUUAUUGUUGGGGCGGGUGCAGCUGGUUUGGCUGCUGCUAUCGAAUUGCAGUCAACGAAUUUAAAAUUUCUUGUACUUGAAGCUCGUAAUCGUAUUGGUGGUCGAGUAUGUACAGAUGAAGAAACAUUUACACGUGCGAAAGUUGAUCUCGGUGCCAGUUGGAUUCAUUAUUAUGGACCAGAAAAUGUACUCUAUGAUUAUUAUGUAUCGUUUAAUUGUGGUAAGAAACAGCCUAGACAUUCAGGUUAUAGGAUUUGUUUUGAUUAUGAUGGUGAAUAUUUUUCGAGUGAAACAAAGUUUCAUGCGCGAAGUAUAUGUGCAAAACUCUAUCAACAUAUAGAAUUAUUUACAUGUAAGAAUAAAAAUAAGGAAGAUCAAAGUAUUGAACAAGUUAUUCAAACAGAAUACGAAAGACUAGUUCCCAAUGGACCAAUUAAACGCUUAGUUAAUCUUAUGCUUUCUGGUGAAGAAGAAUAUGAAGGAUCUAAUUUUGAAAAUCUUUCAGCUAAAUAUUAUGGAUUGGAAGAUGGUUCAUCAUGUGAUAAAUGGGUUUCAUGUGGUUAUGAAAAUUUAUUAAAAUUUAUUGUUAAGAAACAUAAUUUAUCUAUUCAAUUGAAUACUUUUGUCACACAUAUAAAUACAAUCGAUUCUGAUCGAAUAGCCAUUAAAACAUCUAAUGAUUCAUCAAUAAUCUAUUGUCGUCGAGUUAUUAUUACAAUUCCAUUAGGUUGUUUAAAACGAGAAACAAUCUUAUUUGAACCACCACUACCUGAUUGGAAACGCAAUGCUAUUAAUCAAAUGGGUAUGGGUUUAAUGAAUAAACUUAUUGUUCAAUUUUCAACUAGUUUCUGGGACUCUGAUAUGUGUUCAUUUUUACAUGCAUGUAAUAAACAACGUGGUCGAUUUCGACAUACGAUUUGUUCACAUGCGCCAGAAAAUAUUCUUAUUCUAUUCGUUACUGGUAACUUUGCUAGAGAAUUAGAAGCUUUGACUGAUUCAGAAAUUCUCGAAGAAAUAAUGAAAUUUCUUCGACAAAUAUUUCCUACCCAAUCGAUAUCGGAACCUGUCAAAUAUAAAUUUACUCGUUGGGGACAAGACACAUUAGCGUAUGGUUCAUAUUCAAAUAUUGCUGUUCAUGCAAGUCCUGAUACAAUGAAACAAUUAGCAAAAGAAACUUCCGAUGGCCAUGUACAUUGGGCUGGUGAACAUGCUAAUGCUAAUGAUGGUACUGAAAAUUGGUCGUUUGGCUGUGUUCAUUCUGCUUUUCAAAGUGGACAACGAGCAGCAAAAACUGUUCGAAGUCAAUUAUGUUCUUCUUAA
Rotaria socialis is the source of this 1341-nucleotide messenger RNA. The record is from the annotation of a GenBank genome assembly. Lineage: Eukaryota; Metazoa; Rotifera; Eurotatoria; Philodinida; Philodinidae.